AUGAAGGCAAUGGGUUUUGAACAUCCCCAACAGUCCCAACAACAUUCACAAAAGAAUAAAAAUCCUGAAAUUGGAGUUUCUAUUACUUCUAAUAAUUCAUCAAUUAAUUGCAAUUCCUCAACAAAAAAACAAUUAAAGAAAGAAAAAGCAACUAAUAAUAAUAAGCUUUGGACAUCGUCAAGAUUGGAAGAGAAAAAACGUUUAUGGAAAAAAGAACUCGAAGAACCGUUACUUAAGCGAAUACCCAAAAAUUUGUUGACUUCACUUGGUUGGAAAAAUCCAAUUACAAUUAUUAGUCCAUUUACCAAUCGUAACAAUAACAACAACAAUAAUCAACAACAACAAGCAAUUGACAAAAAAGAAGCAAUUAAAAUUUGGAAUCAAAAUCCAGCCCCAGAACAAUUUUUGGAGAAAACAAUUAUUGAACAACAAAUUUAGAAAAUUUUUAUGAAAUUAGGUCUGUUUUAAGUCGCUCUUCCCUAUUUUCCUUAUACAAUAACACAGAAAAGACCGAAACUUUUACUAUCCAUAAAUUGUCCCAAAGUCACUUCACAAGAAAACUGAUAUCACUU
Molecule: messenger RNA, 572 nt
Organism: Meloidogyne enterolobii
Lineage: Eukaryota; Metazoa; Nematoda; Chromadorea; Rhabditida; Meloidogynidae
Source: the annotation of a GenBank genome assembly